This is a messenger RNA of Zea mays, 3245 nucleotides long. RefSeq lists its product as uncharacterized. The transcript has a single exon. The record is from RefSeq and is a predicted model, not a curated record. The coding region runs from base 1049 to 1870 and encodes 273 amino acids. NCBI's taxonomy places the organism in Eukaryota, Viridiplantae, Streptophyta, Magnoliopsida, Poales, Poaceae.
CCUUCUCCAAGUUUUUUUUGGCAGAUUUAAGUCAUUUUCCUCAUCUGUAUUCUUUUAAAGAUUCAAUGGAAAUCCUGAAUGUGUUUCUUCCAGAAAAUAACUGAAAUUAAGCUAUCUGAGACAUUCCCUGGUGUGAUAUCCUGGCCCCAGUGGAUGGUGAUAUUCUGGUCCAAGGCUUAAUAGAAUUAAUACCGUACUCAUACAAACAAGGCAUAUUUUUUUCGGAAGCCUAUCUCGAAAGAACCUCCAAGUUAAGCGUGCUUGGCUUGAAGCAAUUUGGGAUGAGUGACUGACCGAGAAGUUUUCUCGCGUGCGCAUGAGUGAGAACAAAGUGCGCACAAAAGACCCGUGUUGGUCUGUGUGGACAAUAUAUGAUCCUAGAGAGCUAACAGGAGUAAGUACCGCCGGUUCGGGAGUGGAUGGGGUGUUACAAGUGCUAUCUGAGCCGACCCUUGCGGUUUCACGUGCUGUCAUGUGGGGCCGCACCUAUAUGCGGGCCCGCGACGCCAGGAGAGCUGAGGCUCGGGCGUUCAAGGUGGGCGCCAACAGCAACUCACCUAAGGAAGGUUCGUCCAAGGAAAGUGGCAACAGCUCAACCAAGGAAGGUCCGUCCAAAGAGGAAAGUGGCAACAACUCAACCAAGGAAGGUGUCCAAGGAAAGUGGCUAGAUUAGUGGCCAAAUUGAUAGGCCUUAAUUGUAGGGGAGUUGGUUUCCAAAUAAGUCAUUUCCUAAAUUAGAAGUUACCUAGUUGGUCAGGCCAGUGGCCUAUUUAUAUGGAACCGUGAGGCAAUGAAGGGAAUAAGAAAUAUAUCACCUUAAGCUCCCAUCUCCCUGUACUCUCUAAGCCUACGACGGAGGAAUACCUCGCCGGAGAAGACGAACGGCGGAUACGAGCUACGUAGCCGCGGUCCAGCUGCUCGAGGGCUUAACGUCCUUGACAACCUGGUAUCACGAUCCCGACGAUCCUCUACCCAGUCCACCACUACACCAGCCGCCACCACCUCACCACCACCCCCAGCCGCCGCACCAACUUCACCGACGUCCUCUAUGGUGCCCUGCGUUCCAGCCAUGGGCGAUUCCAACGACUUCAAGGCCUUUGCCGAGGCUCUCAAGUCACUGCAGGCGUGCGUCGUGGCCAACGCCCAGGCCAUCGCCAGCCUCACAGCCGAUCGCACGUCCGCCUCAGGCCACAAGAUUGGCUACGACGAGCACCAUGGGGACCGACCACCGAGGUUCCAAAAGCUGGACUUUCCCCGGUACGAUGGUAAAACCGAUCCUCUCAUCUUCAUCAACCGCUGCGAAUCCUACUUCCAUCAGCAGCGCAUCAUGGAGGAGGAGAAGGUCUGGAUGGCAUCCUACAACUUGGAGCACGGGGCGCAUAUGUGGUAUAUCCAGGUCCAGACGGACGAGGGUACUCCAUCGUGGCGCCGGUUCAAGGAGUUGCUCAAUCUGCGCUAUGACCCUCCUCUCCGCGCCGCGCCUCUCUUCGAGCUGGCUGAUUGCCGCCGCACGGGGUCCGUCGCGGACUAUCGGGACCUCUUCCAGGCGCUCCUCCCACGUGCAGGACCCCUCGACGAGGCACAAUGGGUCCAACUAUUCACUGGGGGUCUCCGUCCCCCGCUCAGCCUUGACGUCCAGGUACACAACCCGCAGUCCCUAGCGGCUGCCAUGAGCCUGGCGCGCCAGCUGGAGCUUCGGGAGCAAUAUACACCGACGCCUCCCAAGGGCGCGCCCCAUGGCAUGCUGCCGACCCCUGCACCGCGACUAGCUCUGCCUGCCCCGCUGGCUGAGCAGGCAGCCACGCCCGCGGUCAUGGCAGAUGGGCGCAAACGCCUAUCCAUGCAGGAGCAAGAGGAGCGCCGUCGGUAGGGCCUCUGCUUCAACUGCAACGAGCGCUACACACGGGGGCACAACCGCGUCUGUACGCGGAUCUUCUACAUCAACGACGUCGAGUUGGACACCGCCGACGAGUCCGCCACGGGGGAUGACCACGACACGGAGACGCCGAUGUUCUCCCUUGACGCCGUCGCCGGGGUAUUCGUCGGCAAUACGGUACAACUGCAGGUGGUCGUUGGCGCCGCUACUUUCGUCGCGCUCAUCGACACGGGCUCAACACACAUCUUCAUCGGGGAAGCGGCUGCGCGACGCUCGGGGCUAACCAUCGAGCCGCGGCCUCGACUCACGACAACGGUGGCCAAUGGGGAACGCGUGGCCUGCCCGGGCGUUCUUCGCCAAGCUCCGGUCGACAUGGGCAGCAUGGUAUUCGGCGUCGAUCUCUUCGUAAUGCCCUUAGCCGGGUACGACGUCGUCCUCGGCACGCACUGGAUGGCCACGCUCGGGCCCAUUGUAUGGGACUUCACCGCCCGAACCAUGGCAUUCCAGUGGGAGGGGCGCGACGUCUGCUAGCGCGGCGUGGCACCUCCAUCCGCGUCGACUCUCCUCGCCGCCACAGCCGCCGACACCCUCAUCGACGGGCUGUUACACGCCUUUGCCGAUGUAUUCACCGAGCCGAUCGGACUACCUCCAGCACAGGGCCGCGAGCACCACAUAGUCCUCAAGCCAGGCUCCUCCCCGGUGGCGGUGCGGCCGUACAGGUACCCUGCGGCACACAAGGACGAACUUGAGCGGCAGUGCGCCGCCAUGAUCGACCAGGGCAUCGUCCGCCGCAGCGACUCAGCGUUCUCGUCCCCGGUCAUCCUCGUCAAGAAGCCGGACGGGUCGUGGCGCUUCUGCGUCGACCCCCCGCGCGUUGAACGCGCUCACUGUCAAGGACGCGUUCCCGAUCCCGAUCGUCGACGAGCUCCUCGACGAGCUCCAUGGCGCACGCCUCUUCACCAAGCUGGACCUGCGGUCGGGGUAUCACCAAGUACAGAUGCGGCAGGAGGACGUCCAUAAAACGGCGUUCUGCACCCACGACGGCCUCUACGAGUUCCUGGUGAUGCCGUUCGGGCUGUGCAACGCCCCAGCCACAUUCCAGGCUUUGAUGAACGACGUCCUGCGAACCUACCUCCGCCGGUUUGUGCUUGUCUUCUUUGACGACAUCUUGAUAUACAACACCUCAUGGGCGGACCACCUCCGGCACCUCCGCGUCGUCCUCAACACCCUGCGCCAGCACCGACUCUUUGUCAAGAGGUCCAAGUGCUCAUUUGGUGUUGACUUCGUCGCUUAUCUCGGCCACGUCAUUUCAGCGGCUGGCGUCGCUAUGGACCCCGCAAAGGUCCAGGCCAUCCACGACUGGCCACAA